Molecule: messenger RNA, 3878 nt
Organism: Artibeus jamaicensis (Jamaican fruit-eating bat)
Lineage: Eukaryota; Metazoa; Chordata; Mammalia; Chiroptera; Phyllostomidae
Gene: G6PC1
Product: glucose-6-phosphatase catalytic subunit 1
Exons: 5
Coding region: 87-1160 (357 amino acids)
Biological process (GO): gluconeogenesis; glucose 6-phosphate metabolic process
Cellular component (GO): membrane
Molecular function (GO): glucose-6-phosphatase activity
Source: RefSeq, a predicted model, not a curated record
GGCAAGACGCAGGCUGAUAGCAGAGCUAUCUGCACCAAGUCCGCAGGAGCUCGGCCGGUGGCCUCCGGAGGGACUGGGGAGGGAGGAUGGAGGAAGGCAUGAACGUCCUCCACGACUUUGGCAUCCAGUCAACACACUACCUCCAGGUGACUUACCAGGACUCCCAGGACUGGUUCAUCCUGGUGUCCGUGAUCGCCGACCUCAGGAAUGCCUUCUACGUCCUCUUCCCCGUCUGGUUCCACCUGCGAGAAGCCGUGGGCAUCAAGCUCCUCUGGGUGGCCGUCAUUGGGGACUGGCUCAACCUCAUCUUCAAGUGGAUUCUCUUCGGGCAGCGCCCGUACUGGUGGGUCUUGGACACGGACUACUACAGCAACACCUCCGUGCCACAGAUAAAGCAGUUCCCGGUCACCUGUGAGACUGGACCAGGGAGUCCCUCUGGCCACGCUAUGGGUAGCGCAGGUGUAUACUAUGUGAUGGUCACAUCCACCCUCUCUAUCUUUCGGGGAAAGAAGAAGGCCACCUACAGAUUUCGGUUUUUGAACGUCAUUUUGUGGUUGGGAUUCUGGGUUGUGCAGCUGAACGUCUGCCUGUCACGAAUCUACCUUGCUGCGCAUUUUCCCCACCAGGUUGUCACUGGAGUCUUGUCAGGCAUUGCUGUUGCUGAAACUUUCCGCCACAUCCAGGGCAUCUACAAUGCCAGCCUCAAGAAAUACUUUCUCAUUACCUUCUUCCUGUUCAGCUUUGCCAUUGGAUUUUACCUGUUGCUCAAGGGGCUGGGUGUAGACCUCCUGUGGACUCUAGAGAAAGCCAAGAGAUGGUGUGAGCGGCCAGAAUGGGUCCACAUUGACACCACCCCCUUUGCCAGCCUCAUGAAGAACCUGGGGACCCUCUUUGGCCUGGGACUGGCUCUCAACUCCAGCAUGUACAGGGAGAGCUGCAAGGGCAAGCUCAGCAAAUGGUUCCCGUUCCGCCUCUGCUGCAUCGUGGCCUCCCUCGUGCUCCUGCACCUCUUCGACUCUUUGAUGCCCCCAUCCCAAGUCGAGCUUGUCUUCUACGUUCUGUCCUUCUGCAAGAGUGCGGCCGUGCCCCUGGCCUCCGUCAGCCUCAUCCCCUACUGCCUCUCCCGGAUCCUGGGACAGCCGGACAAGAAGUCUUUGUAAAGACUGUGGAGCCUUCAGUAUUUAAAGCCCAUGGCUGUGCCAAGGCUUGAGGGCGACUAGCAUCUUCUGCCAGUCCACUUUCAGGCCAGAAGUGCCCCGGUCUUGCAUGACCCACUUCCUCCUUUGCAUUGCUAAUUGUAUCAGGGGAUGGUUUUUGAAAGGCUAAUAAGGGUAUUCGAGAAUACCCUUGUCUGUGAGGAGUUGAGUUCUUCUGGAUUUCCCCCUGAAGACUUCCUUGUUCUUCCGUCAGACGUCCAAAAAUCAGACUUCCAGGUAGGGACAGCUCACAGUCCCAGGCUGGGAAUCCCACCUGAGAACGCCCUACCCACGCUCAUUCUUACUCAGGAAAAGAGAAAAAAGAUGUGGAUUUAAUAGGAAAAGAAGGAUGGAUUAAGGAGGAUUUUUUAGUACCUUGAAUAUCAUGCAAAUUAUGUCAAACAAUACCUAGAUGGCUUUGAUUAUACUUAAAUUGUCGACUGACUCAAUACUGGGGGGACAAACUUAAGGUGUGAUUAAUAGGUGGUUAGUGGGAUAAUUCUGCAUCUUGUGUUUUGCUAUUAUGUAUCUGUGGUCGUUAUAUUUACUAGGCUUUCCAAAUGGCUGCGGUGGCCCAGCUGUGCACUACGCCUAGGCACAGUCAGCUUCUUCUCCACACCCUGGAUCUCCCUCCUUAUUAGCCCAGCUCUGCUUUCCCCAGAAUUUCCCACUGGCCCUCCACCCGCCCCACUGGAAAUGCAGAUGCCUUAAAGGUGACUCUCGGGUGGUGCUUUUGUUAUGUUUCAGUUAAGCUUUAAAAUCUUGGGCAAAAAGGCAAGGAGAGGCAAGGAUUCCCCUCUGCAGAAGGUCACUCCAAUGUUACUUUUUGAUUUCUGGAGGGUAACCAUGAUUCCUGUCUCUAUCCCAAGCGAACCAAGAGCACGUUCUUGGAGGGGAAAGCCUCCUUGCCUGUUCUCCCGUCUCAGCUGAUUUGCAGAAUACGCCCUAAAAAAAGUGCUGAAGCCUAUUUAUUUGAGAGUCCCUGUUUUUGCUACUAAUUAUGUAGUUCACCAUAUAUUAUCAUUCACACCAACCUUCCUGGCCGUAACAUCUUUGAAAAGAAAAAUAUAUGUGUGCAGUAUUUUAUUAAAACAUUUUAUUUAAGAACGAAGCCCUGCUGAUUACUGUGUUUUAGGUGCAAUGGGAUCCGAAGGUUCUAAUUCUGGCUCGGCUAAAUUUCUAGCUCUUUCUCUAUUUCCCUAAACAAAUAAUUUAGUUUCUGUGUACCUAUGUUUUCCCUUUAGAGAAAAAAAAGUUGCUUCGUGUUGGGUCAGUCAGGAGUCCCAGUAGAGUUGGGGAGACUUGUAGAGGGUCCAUGAGACACAGGGAGAGUUGAGCACAUCCAUAUAAGCGCAAUAUCGUUGCCCGAGAUUGAACAUUCGUCACAGACUGAAGGUCGGCGUGAGUUGCUCUCUGCGGUCAAACCACACCUUGAGGGCAAACAGGCAGGGUCGUGACCAAACCAGGCAGUCAGGGAAUGCAAGUUGGAGCAGCAGAACAAAACUAGGCAGAUCCUGGAAUCCAUUACCCUGUGUCAGCAAGGUUUGGGGCUAUAGUUAAAGUCUGAACGGGAAAAGUCAGAGCACUGAGGCGUGGUCCAGAGAGCUGCUGCACGUUUUUCCAUUUAUUCUGUGCGGGGUCCAAAGGCCUUAACUCAUCAGCAUAACCCUGGGUCCACCAAGGGCAGGACCUUUGGGAUGUAUUUCUUUAGGAAAAUUGAGUCCCCCUAGUGCAUUUGGUUUCUCCAGGGGGAGCCCGGACCCUAAAACACUUCGAGGGUUUCACCAAGGGAGAAGGGAAAUGGCCUCGUUCUGUCUGAACUGAGCCUCACUGCUCGGGCGGGGCCCCAUCUCGGUGAUUUCUUUGUCCUCAGGGACCAAGUCCAGGUUCCUGGCAAUGGGAUUCUGGAGGAAAGUAAAUGGUGCCCCUGCCCCCAGCAAUUGGUGAGGUUGAUAAAGAUUCAGAUAAAAGUUACUGAGUGCUUACUGUAUGUCAGACCCCUGUGUAUGCAUUUUAUUUUAUAGUUAGCUCAAUUCUCCUGACAGCUCUGUGAGGCGGGUGCUAUAAUUCCCCCUCACACUGCACAUGAAUAGAUGCAGAGGGGUAAGCACCUCGCCCAGAGUGGCGGAGCUAGUUCAAGGACCAGCAGUCUGACCCCCAGGGCCCGUGCUUCACCCUCUGGCUGCCUCAGCCCUGUAGGUCUGUGUCAUGCCUCCUUCAGGUACCGGAUAUGAUUCUUAAGCCGUGGAAAAUGUGAUUUCUAGUGGGCAAAGGACAUUAUAAAACUUAGAGUAAUUCUCCCAGUGAGCUAGUAUUUGUUUCUAAAUAUGAAGAUAGCAUAUUUCAAAGGUGUUUCAUAACAUAACUCUUAGAACAGGCCUAACCAUGUAACUUUAACAGCAGUAUAGAAAACAACUUCAGCUCUUUGUGUUCUUUUUUUCAAGAAAGAGAUUAUAUACAGCCCUGGCUGGUGUGGCUCAGUGGACUGAGUGCCGGCCUGUGAACCAAAAUGUCACCGGUUCGAUCCUGAGUCAGGGCACAUGCCUGGGUUGUGGGCCAGGUUCCCCAUUUGGGGGCAUGCGAGAAACAACCACACAUGGAUGUUUCUCUCCAUCUCUUUCCCCCUCCCUUCCAUUCUCUAAAAAUGAAUAAGUAAAAUCUUAAAUAAAAAAAAAAAAGAAA